Molecule: messenger RNA, 13998 nt
Organism: Spirodela intermedia
Lineage: Eukaryota; Viridiplantae; Streptophyta; Magnoliopsida; Alismatales; Araceae
Source: the annotation of a GenBank genome assembly
AUGAAGUGGGUCGUCGAAUCGUCUCUGGCGGCUAUCACCUGGCGGAGCGGAAAAACGGCGACUUUGCGGCUCUCUGGCAGCUGUCACCCGACGGAGAGGAGCUGGAUGGAGGUGGGGUGCAUGUUAGGGAGCUUCAUCCUCAGGUCCGCGCAGCAAGAGGAGGCUCUUCAUCGCAUCUGGUACGCUCUCAGGAGGUGGCGACUGGUCUCCCGGCGGAUCGUCCUCUUCCCAACGAUGGCUUGUUUGUCGAUCAAUCGGAGAUGAUUUACUCGAUGGAUUCGCAAUCCUUUUAUCGGGAAUCGUUCAACAAUUUUAGUAGCAAUGCUCCGCGAAUCGCGUUGAUGAGAUUUUCGCCGAUGAUCCAGCGAAUCUCGUUGCUUAAUCCUUCACCAGCGAUCUGCAGGAAAGUCGCGAUAAUCAGAUAAAAAUAUAUGAAUUUUGACUUUGGGAGGAUUUGAACCCGCGCCGGUCGCCCGCCUCUUCUGGGUUUAGUCCCACAUCGGUUGUACGCCAAUUUUUAGGGCGAAUAUAGAGUAAUGUUAGCUUUGUGAGCAAAGUCCCUUCUUGCGCGUGUAAGACCACUCCUUGCUCUACAGCUAGCUGGCCACCAGUGACGUGGAAGGGGAGUGGCGUACGCGUGCCCUGUUGGUCCCCAAGCCAAGUCGCUCGAGCCCCUACUUGUAGCUUACUCCCCGACUGCGUAUCCGACCAGUUUGCGGGCCCGGCUGGCUGGCAGGUCCCCCCAUUUUUGCAAUAUUUUUAUUUUUAUUUCUUGUUCUUCAUUUAUCUCAAAAGUAAGACUGUAAAAAUCAUAUAAAAUCACAUAAUUACCCAAAAAUUCACGUUAAUCAAUUGAAAACCAAAAAUCAUUCUUUAACACAAAUAUAAGUCUAUUUAUCAGGAGUUAAGGAUAAAACUAUAUUAUUUACUAAUUAUUAACUCAUGAUAAUGAAGACUUAUCAAUGUAGAACCUCAAUGUAGUUUCACUCUAGCCGACUAAACAUUGAGACAUUCAAAGUUUAGUUUUCUACCCCUAAAUGGCAGCUUAAAUGUAUAAGGAUUUACACGAGGAUAUGAGAGUACACGUGUAGGGUUGAUAUCUGCCUUUUCGUGAGCUGGUUCAUCUGAGAUCAUUUGAUCUAAGGCUGUGAUUAAGUGAGAGUAAUUUUAUCUUUUUGGUCACAAUAAGAUGAGGCGACGAUCGAUUUCCUCUUGGGUUGAUUUGAAAUGUUGGAUUUGGAGGUCUUGUCAUAGUUGUAAGAUCUUUCUUAAUGUUGAGAUCCAUUGCACCCUUGAUAAGUAUGUUCUAUUUGUCAUUAAUUGUGACAUUUUUGAAGGCUUCUAAUUUCCUUGUGUUAGUGCUUCAACCUUUGAUUCCGUCACCUCAUCCCUAUAAAUCAAAUCUCAAUCAUAGAAGCAUAUAUUGACUUCCUAAAAAUCAUAAAAAGAUUUCAAAAAUUCUUAAAAUUCUCUCAUAUUAAUAAAAAAUCAUUUAUGAUUGUAAAACUUAGAGAAAAAUUCUAAAAAGUUCUCUAAAAUAGAAAAAAAUAUGAAAUAAUAAAUGUUAACUCUUUUAAUAUGAUAACAUGCUAGAUUAUAAGAUUUAAUUUCUUAAAUAAAAAAAUUCUUACACUUUUUGUCUAAUAAUCAACAUGUUAUUAAUAGCCACCUCAUAGAAACAUGUUUAUCAAUUCUUCAUCAAGCUUCAAUGCCAAAAUAAAUAUUGGGAUGAAGUUGUAUGCACUACCACUUAUUUAAUUAAUCAGAUGCCAAGACUAAUAUUAAUAAAUAAAUCCUCAUAUGAAGUUCUAUUUAUAAUGUCUCCUAAUUAUAAUAUUUUAAUUUUUUUUUGUUGUUUAUGUUAUUUAUACUUACAACCCUACACUCAACAUAAAUUCACAUCAUGAUCAGAUCAAUGUGCUCUACUUGGUUACAGUCCAUUACACAAUAGCUACUGAUGUUUAUCUAUGAAUUCAGGUAAAUUGUUCAUUUCAAGGCAUGUUAUUUUUAAUGAACAUAUUUUUCCUUUCUCUUCUUUAAAUAUUGAAAUUCUAAUAUAUCUUCUGAUAAAGGUAUUCUUAGAAAUUGUCCAAUUUCUUAUUCUUUUCCUACAACCUCCACAAGUCAAUCAACUAGUCUCACAAAAUUUGAUUCUCUCACUUACAAUUCUCCAUUCUCUAAGUUAAAUAUUUCUUCCCCAAUUAUUGAUCAUCAAAUAGUUGAAACACUAAAUUCAUUUUCAUUUCAUUCAAAUACACUCACUCAAAGCCCACAAUCCACUCCCCCAACCAAACAUAGGUCUCUUAAAGACAUAUACACAAAUUGCAAUCUUGACCUAAUUUUCCUUAAAACAGAACAAAAACCCCAUGUUAAUCUCACCACUCUUAGUACAAAAUAUCUACUAUCGAUAUGCUUGAAUAGUACCUUAUUUGACACCAUAGAACCAAUGAUUUUAACUCAGCGUCCAAAAACCCUCAAUGGAUACAAGCUAUGACUACUAAAUUUAAUGCACUUAUUAAAAAUAAUACAUGGACUCUAGUACCUAGAUCUCCCAACUUUUAUGUCAUAGGUUGUAAAUGGGUGUUUAAACUAAAGCAUAAGCCAGAUGGAACUAUUGAUAUACAUAAAGGUAGGCUAGUAGCAAAGGGGUCUAGCCAACAAGAAGGCUUUGAUUUUUCUGAAACUUUUAAUCUAGUUGUGAAAAUUACAUCAAUUCAUAUUUUAGUAUCUCUUACUAUCAAUCUUAAUUGGUCCAUUCAUCAACUUGAUGUUUUAAAUGCAUUUUUUCAUGGAGACAUCUCAGAACUUAUUUACAUGAAACAACUGAUGUGACUUAGUCAUUGUAUAUUAAAUCACGCAAAUAUAAAAUUUAUAAAACUAGAAAAUAUGAAUUUUUGGAUAUUUAGAAGUAUUUCUAAAUAAAUAUAUCAAUUAUAAUUUUAAUAAAAAAUUCAAAAGUAGUGAUAAUUUUCCAAGUCGAUCAUAGGAAUGUAAAUAAUAUAUGGUAAUUAUUUAGAAUUUUUCUCAAUGAAUAUGAUUAUAUAUAUAUAUUAUACUAGGAAAUAAAAAGGAAAUAUAUUUAAAAUUCAUAAAAAAGGGAAAUAAGGGUGCGGACGUCAAGAUGACGUCAGCGCUCGACGAGCGCAAAUCGAGUAGAAACAGAGUUCUACCCGGCGAUUCUUACGUUUACAGACGAUUUAAUUGAUCAAAUUAAGAUCUGUAAAAGUCGAAAGAAUCGUAACAGAACAAAGUAUAUUUUGGUAAAUUAAAAACAUAAAAAUUAUCACUAAAUGAAGUAUAAAGUAAAUUGAAAGUAGAAAAACAGAGUUCCAGCGUCGCGACGGCAAUGCGUUGGCGAUACACUGGAAUCCUGAGUAUUCGAGAGGAUCGUUGUGUAGUGUUCACAGGCUCAAAGGCUCUCCUUAGACAAAGACGAUGUGGGCAAUCUCUAGAUUUUCUCGCGAAUCCUCUCUGGCAGCUGUCACUUGGCGGAGCAGAAAAACGAUGACUUUGUGGCUCUCAAGCAGCUGUCACUCGAUAGAGAGGAGUUGGAUGGAGGUAGUGCGCGUGUCAGGGAGCUUCAUCCUCAGGUCCACGCAGCAAGAGGAGGCUCUUCAUCGCAUCUGGUACGCUCUCAGGAGGUGGCGACUCGUCUCUCAGCAGAUCAUCCUCUUCUCGGCGACGACUUAUUCGUCGAUCAAUCAGAGAUGAUUUACUUGAUGGAUUUGCAAUCUAUCACAAAUCAUUCAGCAAUUUUAGUAGCAAUGCUUUGCGAAUCGCAUUGAUGAGAUUUUCACCGAUGAUCCAGUGAUUCUCGUUGCUUAAUCCUUCAUCGGCGAUCUGCAGGAAAGUCGCGAUAAUUAGAUAAAAAUAUAUAAAUUUUGACUCUAGGAGGAUUCAAACUCAUGCCAGUCGCCUGCUUGUGAGGAAGGUGUGACCUAGGUUUAGUCCCACAUUAGUUGUGCGUCGAUUUUUUGGGCGAAUAUAUAGUAAUGUUAGCUUUGUAAGCAAAGUCCUUUCUCUCACGUGUACGACCACUCCUUGCCCCACAGCUGGUUGGCCACCGGUGACGUGAAAGGGGAGUGGCGUACACGUGCCCCUAUCAGUCCAAGCUAAGCCACUCGAGCCCUUGCUCGCAGCUACUCCCCGACUGCACUUCUGACUCACUUGCAGGCCCAGUUGGCCGGCGGGUUCCCCAUUUUGCAAUAUUUUUAUUUUUAUUUCUUGUUCUUCAUUUAUUUUAAAAGUAAACUGUAAAAAUCGUAUAAAAUCACAUAAUGACCCAAAAAAUUACGUUAAUCAAUUGAAAACCACAAAUCAUUUUUUAACAAAAAUAUAAGUCUAUUUAUCAUGAGUUAAGGCUAAAAUUAUAUUAUUUACUAAUUAUUAAAUCAUGAUAAUGAAGACUUAUCACACCCACCCCCCAACUUAAAUCAUUGCUAGUCUUUUAGUCAUGGAAUUAUGAAAAUAAAAUUUUACAAAUCUCAAACAUCAUAUUUCAAUACAGAAAAGAAAUAUAUAAUUAGAAAUGAUAUACCUUUAAACACUUUGAAUUCUUAUAUCAAGUAUUUAAGAAUGAUGACAAGCACUUAAAUGUUUAAACACUCCUUGGAAUAACAAUCUAGACUUCACUUCUUCUAUUCACAUCUUUAUCACUUCUUCACUCAUAGAUGUAUUUACAAGAUGUUUCAAUUAUCAAUACUCAUCCAAGAAUAAUAUUGAUCUUACAUUUCCCUUUUUCUAUGACUUGAUUUUUGAAGUUUGCACUAUAUUUCUUCCUUCUUUUUUUAUAUAUAUAUAGUUGAUAAGUAGCUUUUCCUGUAGACAAAUUUCGACAAUAAGAAUGAUGUCUCACAACUUCCAUGUGUACUCUUCAUUUUCAAGGCUUUCACUUUAUCCACUUAUUUUUCAGCAAGUGUUUUUCUAUACACGAUUUUCGACAAUGAGAAUGAUGUCUCACACCCUCCAUUGUGUACUCUUCAUUUCUAGAUUUUUCACAUUGCUCUCUCUUUUUUUUUUCAAAAUAAGUUGUUUCUCCUCACAAGUCCUAUAGAUCAAGGUGCAAAAAUCUCUAUUAAACUCAAAUGAUCAAUCAAAUUUUCACAUCAAGUAAAUACUAUCCAUCAAGAUCAUGAAGUGAAAAUCUAUAAAAUCAAAUCCAUGUUAUCUAUCAUGUAUCCAAGGAGUAUUUCAACAUUUCAUGCUACUAAAUUAUUCUUUUGACUCAAUAAUAAUCUUCCUAUUAUCUUUUGGUAUCAAUCAAUCUAAUUGAUUUAAUUUUUCAUGCAUGCAAUAUGAUGUAAAGAAUUUGUAAAUUAGAUAGUUCUGACAGUUCUGUUUUCUGUUUUCAGUUUUAUUUUUAGCAGCAAUAAAUUUGUCAAAAAUAAAUCAAAACUAUCCUCUUUAUAGCUGUAAUUUUGAAUUUCAGUAAUAUAUAUCUAGGGGAUUGAAAUGUGAGAAAAGGGUCUUCUAGAAUUUCAAAUUUUGGACUGUAUUUUGUCCGCUGUUUUUGAUAGUCUAUUGUUUCUGAUAGAAAACCAGAAAAUAGAUGUUGUAGUUUUUCUGAAUUUUAUGUUAUUUUUUUAUUUUUUAUUUUAGUUGCUGUUCUAAGUUGAAUAAAAUGCAAACACAUGUUCUUAAUUGUCCUACAGCAUAAAUUAAUAAUGAAUACUUCACCCCCCAACUUAAAAAUGACAUUGUCCUCAAUGACAUAGAAAAAUCGAAAUAGAAUAUACAGAAAAUAUAAUUUUCAAGUGAAGCAUGCAUAUCUGCAAAGUUAAGCAUUAAAAAUAUUUUCAUAAAUGAUGAAACUUAGAAAGACAUCACCUCAACCUCGUUUUUAAUUUUCCACUUCAUCUUAUACUCCUCCUCUUGCACUUUUUCAAAAAAAAACAAAUACAAAAACAAGUACUGUGAAAUUCUAAGGAAAACAAAAUUUUAAAAAAAUCAAACAGAAUAAAAUAAAAACCAUGGGUUGCCUUCCAUGCAGUGCUGAAUUUAAUGUCUUCAGCUAGACUCCUUGGUCUUACUCUUGAAUUUCUUUUAAUAAUAAAAUUUCUUUUUCUGCAAGGCGUUCAUGUUCUAUGUAAUGUUUAAGCUAUUAUCCAUUUACCUUAAAGUUAUGAUCACUUUUAGGAUCUUUAAUCAUUACAGCCCCAUGAUCAUAUGUCUCUUCCACCACAUAAGGCCCUUCCUAUUUUGAUUUUAAUUUUCGUGAGAAUAAUUUCAACCUAGAAUCAUAUAACCACACUUUUUCUCCAACAUCAAUUUUUUUUCUACUAAUGUAUUUAUCAUGAAAAGUUUUAGUUUUUUCUUUAUAUAUUUUAUGAUUUUCAUAAGCUUCAUUCCUCAACUCCUCUAGUUCAUGUAGCUGAAAAAUUCUAUGCCCACCAGCUGAUUUUUCAUCCAUACAUAAAUUUUUUAUAGCCCAUAAUGCUUUAUGCUCUAUUUCCACAGGAAGAUGACAUGGCUUUCCAAAAAUGAGAUGAAAUGGGGACAUACCUAUGGGAUUUUUAUAAGCUGUUCUAUAAGCCCAUAGUGCAUCUUGUAAUUUCGUGGGUCAAUCUUUCCUAUCUGGUCUAACUAUUUUUCUCAAAAUUCUCUGAAUUUCUCUAUUUGCUACUUCAACUUGCCCAUUUGUUUGGGGAUGAUAUGAAGUGGCUACUCUAUGGUGUACUCCAUUCUUUUUCAACAGUUCUUUGAAAUGUUUAUUUGUAAAAUGUGUUCCUCUAUCACUAAUAAUCACUUUAGGACAUCCAAAUCUUGAAAAAAUAUUUUCGUGCACAAAUUUCAUCAUGAUUUUAUGAUCAUUAGUUCUAGUAGGAAUAGCUUCCACCCACUUCGACACAUAAUCAACAGCAAGCAAAAUAUAUUCAUAUUUUUCAGCUGAUGAGAGGGGACCCAAGAAAUCUAUUCCCCAUACAUCAAAAAUUUCAACUACUAACAUGUUACUCAUGGACAUUUCAUCUUUUUUACUCAUGUUACCUAUAGAUUGGCAUGAAAUACAUGUUCUACUAAAUUCUAUAGAAUCUCUAAUGAUUGUAGGCCAAUAAAAACCAUACUAAAAAAAUUUUGCAGCUAUUUUUCGUCCAGAGAAAUGUCCUCCACAGUUAGAUGAAUGACACAUGUUAAUAAUGCUAUGAUAUUCUUCUUCAGGAACACAUCUCCUUAAAAUUUGAUCAUUGCCCAAGUAAUAUAAAUUAGGAUCAUGUGAAAAAUAAUUUCUAAUCUUAGAAAAAAAAUGAUUUUUUCUGUUCUUAUCCCACUAUUUUGGAGUUUUUCCAGAAACCAGAACAUUAACAAUAUAUGCAUACCAUAGUGAUGGUUGAUGUUGAGCUGCCAUUAAUUGUUCAUCUGGAAAUGUGUCUUGUAAAGGUGCUGCAUUUAUUCCUGUAUCACUUAAUCUAGAAAGAUGGUUAGCAACAACAUUCUCGAAACCUUUUUUAUCUUGUAUUUCUAAGUCAAAUUCUUGCAACAAUAAAAUUCAUCUUAAUAAACGUGGUUUUACAUCUUUCUUUUUUAAUAGAUAUUUUAAUGCUGCAUGAUCAGUAUAAAUAAUAAUUUUAGCUCCCAAAAUAUAUGAUUUAAACCUUUCUAAUGAAAAUACUACAGCUAACAACUCUUUUUCAAUCGUGGUAUAAUUUAAUUGAGCAUCAGAUAUAGUUUUACUAGCAUAUGAAAUUACUAUAGGUUUUGACUCUUUUGUUUGUCCUAGAACGGCCCCCACUGCAUAAUUCGAUGCAUCACAUAUUAUUUCAAAGGGAAGGGACUAAUCAGGAGCUUGUAAAAUGGGUGCCUCAAUAAGUAAUCUUUUUAUUUUAGAAAAAGACUCAAAAAAUUUCUCAUCAAAAUUAAAAGGCACAUCUUUAGAUAAUUAAUAACAUGGUGAGAGGUUUAGAAAUUUUCAAAAAAUCCUAAAUAAAUUUUCUAUAAUAACCUACAUGACCCAAGAAAGAUCUAAUCUAUUUUACUGAAUUUGGAGGUUUCAUUUUAGAUAUAAUAUCAAUUUUUGCUCUAUCCACCUCUAAACCCCUUUCACUCACAAUAUGACCCAACACAACUCCCUCUUUAACCACAAAAUAUGAUUUCUCCCAACUCAAAACUAAUUUUUUCUCUAUGCAUUUCUCAAGUACAUGUUGUAAAUGAUUUAAGCAUUCAUCAAAUGAUUCACCAAAAAUAGAAAAAUCGUCCAUAAAAAUUUCCAUGCAUUUUCCAAUCAUAUCAGAAAAAAUAGACAGCAUACAUCUUUGAAAUGUGGUUGGAGCAUUACACAGGCCAAAAGACAUGCGUUUAAAAGCAAAAGUACCAAAUGAAGAAGUGAAAGUUGUUUUUUCUUGAUCUAAAGGGUUUAUAUAAAUUUGAUUAUAACCAGAGUAUCCAUCCAAAAAAUAAAAAAAGUUUUUUUCCAACUAAUUUUUCUAGAAUUUGAUCAAUAAAUGGUAGAGGAAAAUGAUCUUUUCUAAUAACUGAAUUUAAUUUUCUAUAAUCAAUGCAAACUCUCCAACUAGUAGUUAGUCUUGUUUGUAUUUCAUCCCUAUUUUCAUUUUUUAUAACCGUGAUCUCUGAUUUUUUUGGCACUACUUGUGUAGAACUAACCUAUUUGCUAUCUGAAAUAGGAUAAAUAAUAUCAGCAGCCAGCUAUUUUAAAAUUUCUUUUUUUACAAUUUUUAUCAUGUUAAGAUUUAAUCUUCAUUGUGGUUCCCUACUAGUUCUAGCUCCUUCCUCUAGAUAUAUACUAUGCAUGCAUACACUCAUAUCAAUGCCCCUUAGAUCAUCUAUUGUCUAGCCCAUAGCCUUCUUAUUUUUUCGAAGUACAUCUAAUAAUUCUUCUUCUUGUUCAUCACUCAAAUCAGCUGCAAUAAUAACAAGAAAUUAAUUAUUUUCCUCCAAAAAUAUAUAUUUUAAACUAGAGGGAAGAGGUUUCAACUCUAAAUUUAGAUGAUCUUCCUCUUUCUUUUCUUCUAAAUUUAUAUUCUCUAUUUCCUCUAAUUCUUCCAGCACACAGACAUCAAUAACAUCUAGAUCAUCAAAAUCAUCUAGAAGACCUAUGGUAUGACAAUCAUAUAGUUGGGAUUUCUUAAGAUCAUUUGAUAUCUUAAAAAUUUUAAUUUCAAUUGAUUGAUCUCCACAUGAAAUUUUCAAAAUACCUGUGGGAAAAUCAAUAUUCAUCUUUACUGUAUGCAAAAAUGGUCUCCCUAGGAUGAUUGGUGUAUCAUAAAACUAUCCAUUAAAAUCUAUUUCCAUCACUACAAAAUUAGUUGGAAAUUUAGACCCUUUAACUGUUACUAUCACAUUUUCUAAAAUACCUUUAGUAUGUUUUAUGGAUCUAUCAGUAAAUUGUAAGGUAACAAUAGAAGGUUUAAGAUCAAAAAUAUUAAAUUUAUCACAAAUGCAUUCUGAAAAAUAGAUCCAUCAAUAUCACACGAAAUUAAAAGGGCACAUGUAUCUCUCAAUUUAUAUGGUAACUGAUUUAAUAAUAAUGCACUAGAAUGCAUAGAUAAUUUUUCUAUUCUAUGUGCCCUUUUUGGUGUAUACAUUUCUUUCAAAACUCUAGCAUAUUCAGAAAUAUGUUCAAUGGCAAUGAGUAAAGGAAAACUAACUUGCACAUCUUGUAAAAUUUUCUUUAUUUCUUUGUCUAGGCUCUAGAGCUUUAGGAAAUAGAAUGGUUGUCCUCUCUUUUGAAAUUUCCUUGGUAGAAUCUAUAAAAUCCUCUUCUACUCCUAUUUGAUUUUGUUUUGGGUUGUUCACAUUUUCUUUUUCUUCUAAUGUUUGGGGAUAAGGAUCAGAUAAGAUCUUACCACUCUUUAAUGCACUCACUAUCCUAACAUUUUCAUUUCGUGGGUUUUUUCUUAGAUUCAUGCUACUAGACUCCCUUUGCUGAAAUCCUAUUGUUGGGCGGUUCCUUGGAUUUUCUAUGGGCUGACUAGGUAGCUGUCCUUCUUCUCUCUUAUUCCCAAGAGCCUCUAUAAUUUGUUUCUGGUGAAGCAUCAUUUGAUUCAUAGUUUGUUGCAUCAUUUGGCUCAUUUGCUGCAUCAUUUCCAAAGCAUUAGGUUGGAUUUGAGAUGACUGAUUUUUCUAAAAUCUAUUUUCUUAUUUUGGACGAAAUUCAAAGUUUGAAUUGGGUCUAAGUGCUUCUAGAUUUUGAAUAUUAUUUGGGUCUCUCUAUGAAAAAUUAUUCCUCCAAUUAGGAUUAUAAGAAUUUGAAAAAGGCUCCCUAUUUCUAUUAAAAUCGUGAGCUACUUGCACUUGUUCUUGCAUAGGGUGAAAUGAUUGAUCUAAAAUAUAACAUUGAAAUUCAGAAUAAUCAUUUUCACUAUACAUAGGACAUGUACUAUUCGAAUUAAGUUGAGGGUUAAAAGACUUUCUAAUAUUGUUAAUAAGUAAAUUAAUUUUUUUUAAUCUUUGAUUAAUCUGAUUAACCUCAUUUCUAAGUUUAGAAUCAUCAUCAUGAUGUAAUUUAUAAAUUCCUCUCUUCUUAUCCCUGUCAUAUAAUUCAAAAGAAGCUUGAUCUCUAGAAUUUUUACUUAAAUUCUCAUAAAGACUGUAAAUCUCAUCAGGAGUUUUCUCUAUAAAAGCUCCUCCACAUAUAGAAUCAAUCAUAUUUCUAUGUUGUUCUAAUAAUCCAUCAUAAAAAAUUCUAUUGAGUUGCCACUUGGGUAUAGCAUGAUGAGGAUACUUUCUAAGUAAAUCUUUAAAUUUUUUCCAUGUCUCAUGCAAAGUUUCUCCUGGUCUUUGAGAAAAACUCUAUAUAUAUUUUCUCAUAUUUUGAGUUUUUCUUAAGGGAUAAAAUUUUUGAAGAAAAUCCUAUUCUAUAUCUUUCCAGCUAGUUAAUUCUCUAUCUAAUGUGGAUAGUCAAUUACUAGCUUUGUCCCAAAGUGUAUGAGGGAAUAAUUUCAUCUUAAAAAUUUCCAGUGUAACUUGAGGGAGAUUAACUAAAUCACAUAUCAUAUGAAAUUUUUACAAGAAAAUAUUAAAUAUUAUGCAAUACAUCCCUGACAAUGGCGCCAAAAUUUCACGUGACUUAGUCGUUGUAUAUUAAAUCACGUAAAUAUAAAAUUUAUAAAACUAGAAAAUACAAAUUGUUGGAUAUUUAGAAGUAUUUCUAAAUAAAUAUAUCAAUUAUAAUUCAAUAAAAAUUCCAAAAAAUAGCGGUAAUUUUCUAGGUCAAUCAUAGGAAUGUAAAUAAUAUCUGGUAAUUAUUCAGAAUUUUUCUUAAUGAAUACGAUUUUCUAUGAAUUUUAUACUAAGAAAUAAAAAGGAAAUAUAUUUAAAAUUCACGAAAAAGAGAAAUAAGGGCAUGGACGUCAAGAUGACGUCAGCACCCAGCGAGUGCGAAUCGAGCGGAAACAGAGUUCUGCCCGGCGAUUCUUACGUAAGCGAUUACAGAUGAUUUAAUUAAUCAAAUUCAGAUAUGUAAAAGUCGGAAGAAUCGUAAUAGAACAAAGUAUAUUUUGGUAAAUGACGUGACUCAGUCGUUGUACGUUAAAUCACGCAAAUAUAAAAUUUAUAAAACUAGAAAAUACGAAUUUUCGGAUAUUUAGAAGUAUUUCAAAAUAAAUAUAUCAAUUAUAAUUCAAUAAAAAUUCCAAAAAUAGCGGUAAUUUUCCAGGUCGAUCACAGGGAUGUAAUAUAAUAUCUGGUAAUUAUUCAGAAUUUUUCUCAAUGAGUAUGAUUUUCUUACGAAUUUUAUACUAGGAAAUAAAAAGGAAAUAUAUUUAAAAUUCACGGAAAAAAAGAAAUAAGGGUGCGGACGUCAAGAUGACGUCAGCGCCCGGCGAACGCCAAUCAGGCGAAAGCAGAGUUCCGCCCGGCGAUUCUUACGUAAGCGAUUAGAGACGAUUUAAUUAAUCAAAUUAAGAUCUGUAAAAGCCGGAAGAAUCAUAAUUUAACGAAGUAUAGUUUGGUAAAUUAAAAUCACACAAAGUAUCACUAAAUGAAGUGUAAAUUAAAUUGAAAGCAGGAAAACAGAGUUCCGGCGUCGCGACGGCGAUGCGUCGGCGAUGCACCGGAAUCCUGAGCGUUCGGGAGGAUCGUCGUGCAGUGUCCACAGCCUCGAAGGCUCUCCUUGGACAAAGACGACGUGGGCAAUCUCUAGAUCUUCUCACGAAGUCUAGAGACUAAUGAAGUGGGUCGUCGAAUCGUCUCUGGCGGCUGUCACCCGGCGGAGCGGAAAAAUGGCGACUUUGCGGCUCUCCAGCGACUGUCACCUGACGGAGAGGAGCUGGAUGGAGGUGGGGCGCGUGUUAGGGAGCUUAAUCCUCAGGUCCGCGCAGCAAGAGGAGGCUCUUCAUCGCAUCUGGUACGCUCUCAGGAGGUGGCGACUAGUUUCCUGGCGGAUCGUCCUCUUCCCGACGACGGCUUGUUCGUCGAUUAAUCGGAGAUGAUUUACUCAAUGGAUUCGCGAUCCUUUUAUCGCGAAUCGUUCAGCAAUUUUAGUAGCAAUGCUCCGCGAAUCGCGUUGACGAGAUUUUCGCCGAUGAUCCAGCGAUUCUCGUUGCUUAAUCCUUCACCGGCGAUCUGCAGGAAAGUUGCGAUAAUCAGAUAAAAAUAUAUGAAUUUUGACUCUGGGAGGAUUCGAACCCGUGCCGGUCGCCCCGCCUCUUCUGAGGAAGGUGUGGGUUUAGUCCCACAUCAGUUGUACACCGAGUUUGUUAGCUUUGUGAGCAAAGUCUCUUCUCUCGCGUGUACGACCACUCCUUGCCCCACAGUCGGCUGGCCACCGGUGACGUGGAAGGGGAGUGGCGUACGCGUGCCUGUCAGUUCCCAAGCCAAGCCGCUCGAGCCCCUGCUCGCGGCUUACUCCCCGACUGUGCUUCCGACCCGCUUGCGGGCUUGGCUGGCCGGCGGGUACCCCCAUUUUUGCAAUAUUUUAUUUUUAUUUCUAAUUCUUCGUUUAUCUCAAAAGUAAGACUGUAAAAAUCGUAUAAAAUCACAUAAUUACCCAAAAAUUCACGUUAAUCAAUUGAAAACCAAAAAUCAUUCUUUAACACAAAUAUAAGUCUAUUUAUCAUGAGUUAAGGCUAAAACUAUAUUAUUUACUAAUUAUUAACUCAUGAUAAUGAAGACUUAUCAGUAAAUUAAAAAGACAAAAAUUAUCACUAAAUGAAGCGUAAAGUAAAUUAAAAGUAGGAAAAUAGAGUUCCAACGUCCCGACGGCGAUGCAUCGACAAUGUACCGAAAUCCUAACUAUUCGGGAGGAUCGUUGUGUAGUGUCCACAGCCUCGAAGGCUCUCCUUGGACAAAGAUGAUGUAGGCAAUCUCUAGAUCUUCUCAUGAAUCGUCUCUGGCAGCUAUCACCCGACGGAGUAGAAAAACAAUGACUUUGCGGCUCUCCAACAGCUGUCACCCGACGGAGAGAAGUUGGAUGGAGGUGAGGCGCGUGUCAGGGAGCUUCAUCCUCAAGUCUGCACAGCAAGAGGAGGCUCUUCAUCGCAUCCGGUAUGCUCUCAGGAGGUGGCGACUCAUCUCUCGGUGGAUUGUCCUCUUCCCGACAAUGGCUUCUUCGUCGAUCAAUUGGAGAUGAUUUACUCAAUGGAUUCGUGAUCCUUUUAUUACUAAUUGUUCAGCAAUUUUAGUAGCAAUGCUUUGCGAAUCGCAUUGACGAAAUUUUCGCCGAUGAUCCAACAAUUCUCGUUGCUUAAUCUUUCACCAGUGAUCUGCAAGAAAGUCACGAUAAUCAAAUAAAAAUAUAUGAAUUUUGACUCUAAGAGGAUUCGAACCCGCGCCGGUUGCCCGCCUGUGAGGAAGGUGUGAUGCGGGUUUAGUCCCACAUUAGUUGUGUGCCGAUUUUUUGGGCAAAUAUAUAGUAAUGUUAGCUUUGUAAGCAAAGUCCCUUCUCUCGCGUGUAUGACCACUCCUUGCCCCAUAGCCAGCUGGCCACCAGUGACGUGGAAGGGGAGUGGCGUACACGUGCCCCUAUCGGUCCAAGCAAAGCCGCUCGAGCCCCUACUUGCAGCUACUCCCCGACUGUGCUUCCGACCCACUUGCAGGCCUGGCUAG